This is a messenger RNA of Melampsora larici-populina 98AG31, 561 nucleotides long. RefSeq lists its product as uncharacterized. NCBI's taxonomy places the organism in Eukaryota, Fungi, Basidiomycota, Pucciniomycetes, Pucciniales, Melampsoraceae. The transcript is spliced from 3 exons. Gene Ontology annotation, molecular function: fatty-acyl-CoA binding. The record is from RefSeq and is a predicted model, not a curated record. Gene Ontology annotation, biological process: fatty acid metabolic process. Bases 7 to 561 code for a protein of 184 amino acids.
AUCGAGAUGUCAUAUAAGAAGGACAGUCAAUCUCUCAAUAUACCCCCUGGCUCCAUUACUUCAACUCCAUUGUCACCCGAAGCAUCUAGACGAAAGAAAGUACCAGAAACUGUCGAGGAGGUAGAGUAUCAUCUGAAGUUUAUUGAUCCGCUUUUUCAAACAGCCUCGCACAUUGUCCAAACUCGCCUACCUGCCUCAGGACCAAUCCAACCUACCUACAAAGAAAAACUUUUACUUUACUCAUUCUUUAAACAGGCUGUCAACGGCGAUGUUCAAAAAAUUGCUUCUAGACCUGGCCUCUUUGAUAUGUUAGGAAGAGCGAAAUGGGAUUCAUGGAAGAAACUUGAAGGCUUGCAACCAGUCGACGCCAAGAAGUUAUACGUUGACACCUUAUUGAAGGUGUGUGACAUGUCAGCUCGCAUCUUCACGAACAAUUGCCCUCGCAGUGGAAUUUUGCCACUGGAUCACGCUUCCCAGAAACAGUAUGCACCAGGCACCUUGCUGAGUUUUGUUUCUACAAAUAUGCCUUGCUCAAUCAUAGAUGUUGAAAAAGCAUUCUGA